GAAUACUUCUGUACUUUUACUGCAUGAAGAUGAGAAUACUUUUACUUGUAUUUGUACAUUCUUGUAUUUGUACUAUCUAAGUAAAGGAUCGGAGUACUGAACCAUGUUAUUACUUGUAUUUAUGUGUACACAGAAUUUUGCUCUGGAAUAUUCUCUGUGUUGUUGUUUACAGUGUGACGUGUUUCCGGUCCGCUGCACGCAGACAGGUGAGAGUUGAUGCUUCCUACGUGACGGUGCGCGUGUCUCUGUGAUCAGUAGACUGGGGAACCUGCACGCGCUCUGUUGUCACCACGUUGUCCUCCAGAGGGGGCGGGAAUUUCUUCUCUAUAUACAAGCCGCCUCCCGAGGACUUCUGACCGGCCACAGCACACGGGCCGCCAGGCUGCCGGGCACACAUGUCCCGCUCACCUCUCCAGUCCCUGAGUAUGAAUAACGGUCUGGAGGAGGUGGAGGAGGAAGAUCUGGACGACGAGGUGGACGCUUCUCACCUCAGGUUUAUGAAGGACCGGAGGAGAGCCAGAUCCUUGCCCGCACUCCUGGUCGGCGUCUCCGGGAGUAACGGGAGGAAGCGGGUGAAGUUCGCCGACUCCAUGGGCCUGAACCUGGCCAGCGUCAAGCACUUCAGCUCGCUGGAGGAGCCGCAGAUCCCGAGUAAAGUCCUGUCCCGGCACAAGAGCUUCCCACCGCAGCAGGACUUACUGAACGACCUGUGCCAGAGCUUCAAGUCCAGCCUGAACACGGACCGGCUGGUCGCCUGCUUCCCGGAGCCCCGGGACGCGGAGCAGAGAGUCCAGCGGCUCCGCGUCUGCCUGGAGAAGGUCACCAUCACCCAGUUCGACGUGCGGGGACAGAUCCGGGUCUCGACCAGCUGCACCGACAAAGAGGUCGGAUUGAGGUACACCUUCAACGACUGGCUCUCCUACGUGGACGCGCAGGCUCUGCCCGUGGCCGCGGAUCAGCCGGGCACCGCGGAUCAGCGGUUCAGCUUCACCGUGUACACGCCGCCCUUCAUGGACCCCAGCUCUGCCGUGCACUUCUCCGUGUACGUGCGGAGCGAAGAGGGGGAGUUCUGGGACAACAACGAGGGGAGGAACUACACCCUCCAGUACCGCUGCAUGCCCGGCACCACGCCGUUUGUCAGCACCGCGUUCCACACCACCUGACCGCGCGUGAAACCUAUACAUCUGUGCAUAACACCCAUUACUCUGUGCGUAAAACCCAUUAAUCUGUGCGUAGAACCCAUCAAUCUGUGCGUAAAACCCAUCAAUCUGUGCGUAAAACCCAUUAAUCUGUGCGUAAAACCCAUUAAUCUGUGCGUAAAACCCAUCAAUCUGUGCGUAAAACCCAUCAAUCUGUGCGUAAAACCCAUUAAUCUGUGCGUAAAACCCAUUAAUCUGUGCGUAAAACCCAUCAAUGUGUGCGUAAAACCAAUAAAACCUGUACAUCUGUGCGUAAAAAAACUCUCCAUCCGCUGUGCACGCACAUGCUGUUUCCCACCUGCUGAAUAAAAACUAUUCUGGGUCACACGACGAGUCUUCUUGAGAUCAGGGAACUUGUAUUUCUUCUGAAGAUCAGACUUAGUUUCCCUUCAUUUGGGACUCUGAGUGAUUUUUCUGUCAUUCAACGGACAUUUAUGGAUAUUUGUCUGAACUUGGAUCGAUGGACUCAUUCUUUGUUCCCUAUUUAAAGAAAACGUGCCUCAGUGUCAACAACCUGCUGGACGCUUUGGACCUGACGACACCAGCGUCCCUGUCUCACUGCAAAUGCAGAUACUUUUCUGAAUUAUUCCUCCUCUCUAUUGCUUUCACAUUAUUUCUGUACGGUUUGAAAUGUGAUCAAUCACAUAGAUGAUCUGAAUUCAUCUUUUAUGGAUAUUACAUUAUUGUUGCUUAAAAAUGAGCGCAGAUUGUUUAAAAAGAGUAGAAUUUAUUUUCACCCUGUACGGACAUAAAUAUGAAUCAAUGGCUGCCUGAAACUGUGGAUGAAUAAAGAACAUUCAAAUGAA
Molecule: messenger RNA, 2005 nt
Organism: Anarrhichthys ocellatus (wolf-eel)
Lineage: Eukaryota; Metazoa; Chordata; Actinopteri; Perciformes; Anarhichadidae
Gene: ppp1r3g
Product: protein phosphatase 1 regulatory subunit 3G
Exons: 1
Coding region: 396-1163 (255 amino acids)
Biological process (GO): regulation of glycogen biosynthetic process
Cellular component (GO): protein phosphatase type 1 complex
Molecular function (GO): protein phosphatase 1 binding; glycogen binding
Source: RefSeq, a predicted model, not a curated record